AUGGCCUAUAGGGCCAAAAACUUAGCUGUGGAAUCUGUCUUAGGAGAGCACAAGAAGCAGUAUCCCAGGUUAAGGGACUAUGCAGCAACCAUAAUGCAGACAAACCCUGGAAGUAGGGUUGUAGUUACAACUCUAGUUCCUAAAGCAACCAAAAAAAUACCACAUCCAGGGCCAAGGUUUCAUGCAAUGUUUUUCUGCUUAAAUGGAGCAAGGGAGGGAUUUCUCAAUGGAUGCAGACCUUUCAUUGGUGUUGAUGGAUGCUUUAUUAAGCUGACCACAUGUGCACAGAUCCUUGCUGCCACUGGCAGAGAUGGCAAUAACAACAUUUAUCCAAUUGCAUUUGCCAUUGUUGGUCAGGAGGAUACAGCAAAUUGGUGCUGGUUUCUGCACCAACUCAAGAUAUGUCUAGGAGGAGAAGUUGGCCAAUUUGAUCCUUAUACUAUCAUGUCAGAUAGACAGAAGGGGGAAGAUCUAAAGAAAUGCAUGGAUAAUGCCAGUUAUGCUUACAAUGAAUAUAAGUUUAAUAUUGCUAUGAAUGAUUUGAGAAAUGAGUGUGAGGAUGCUUGGAUCUGGCUUAAUGCAAUUCCUAAGAAAACAUGGGCAAGGCAUGCUUUUGACACUAACUGCAAGAUAGAUUUGGUUGUUAACAACCUACCUGAGGUGUUCAACAAGUAUAUCCUUGAUUUUAGGAAAAAGCCUAUUAGGACUAUGGUUGAUGGUAUUAAGGACAAGCAAAUGGUGAGGUGGCAUGAGAAAAGAGAGAGAGGAAAGGCAGCUUUCUGGGAGAUCACACCACACUAUGCUGAGAAGCUAGAGCUGGAAAAGGAGAGGGCUAGAUACUGCAAACCCAUUCAAGCUGGUGUUAAUUUAUGGCAAGUGACCAGUGGGCAGCAAACACACCCUGUGAACUUGGAUAAUCAUACAUGUGGUUGCAGAAAAUGGGACCUCAGUGGCCUACCAUGCAACCAUGCAAUUUCAGCAAUUAACAAGGCCAAGAGGUUUCCAGAGGACUUUGUUUGUAAAUUCUUCAGAAAACCAUUUUAUGUGGCAGCAUAUGAACCUAUGAUCUUUCCUGUUCCUGGUGAACAUGACUGGAUAAGGACACCUGGACCAGACAUAGAGCCACCAGAAUUUCAUGUUAGGAGAGGAAGAAAGCAAGAGAAGAGGAUCAAGGGCAAGUUUGAAGUGCCAAAGCCAAAGGACAGCAGUAGAAUGGCCACAAUAACAUGCUCUAACUGUGGUCUCCAAGGCCAUAGAUACACCAACUGCCUGAAACAAUUGAAACCAGAUUUGGCUAUGAGGAAAAACAAGCAUGUGACCAAGAGGUCACAGCAGCAACCUACACCUGCAAGAUCACAGCCCCCACCUGCAAGAUCACAGCAGCAGCCUCCACCUGCAAGAUCCCAGCAGCAGCCUCCACCUGCAAGAUCCCAGCAGCAGCCUCCACCUGCAAGAUCCCAGCUUGCACCAAGAUCACAGCCUCCACCCGCAAGGACUGGUGCAAGCUCUGGAGCAAGGUCUGGUGCAAGGACUGGUGCAAGAUCUGGAGCAAGGUCUGGUGCAAGUUCACAGCCAUCAACUAGUGGUGCAAGGCCAUUCACUGCCCCAAGAUAUGCAACUCCUUCUACAUCUUCUGCCCCAAGAAGUCACACUGGUUGGAUGACCUGGUUUUCUCCUAGUGGUAACAGAUGA
Messenger RNA from Aegilops tauschii subsp. strangulata, 1692 nucleotides. Lineage: Eukaryota; Viridiplantae; Streptophyta; Magnoliopsida; Poales; Poaceae. The record is from RefSeq and is a predicted model, not a curated record.